GUUCUGCCGCUUCGUGUGGAAAACACCGGUCAGUCCGGAUCAGGAGUGAAUCAGAAUUUACUCGGUGUAUUUGAACAUGGAAGCAAAGACGGAGAGUAAAUAAAGAGUUCGACAGAGUCUGACUGUAAAAGGAAGAGAUAGAAAGAGCAGCCGGCCGAGACAUGUCUCCGGCAGAGAGGAUGAAGCUUCUCCUCUUCCUGGCGUCGUUCUUCGGAGCCGUAGGAUCUCUGCUCAUGCUGCUCUGCUGCGGCACCGAGUACUGGCUGCUGGCUGCGGAGUCCUGCAGCCGACCCGAGGACAGACGUGAGAGCGGAGGAGACGAGAUGAGGAUCUUUCACGAGGGUUUGUUCUGGCGAUGCUCCUUCGUGGUCACUUCCCAUGAGUUCUCAGUGUGGGACCUGUGGAUCUCCAAUCAGCCGUCGUCAAAGGUUUGCCAGGCGGCCUUCCUCUUCCCGUUUCCUGUGAACGAGCCAGUGAGAUCCCAGAUGGACGCACUUCCUCCUGAGCCAUACGAACAUCCCUCCGCCAUUGUGUUCAGGACCUUCUGGAGCAUCUUCCUCGUCUCAGGUUCGGUUUCUGUCAUCACAGGCGGGUUUGUGCUCAUCUCCGCCGGCUCGUUGACCAAUCACAAGCUCGUUAAAGCCGGUGGGGCCCUUCAGCUGUGCGGGGGCCUGUGUCUUCUGGCCGUACUGUUGAUGUACCUGAUGUGGAUCCAGGUCCUGGACACCCUGGAGCAGUUUGUCCUCCACCAGAGUGUCUCCACCUGUCCCUCCUUCCACCUCAGCGUCCAUCAUGGUCCCUCCUUCCUCCUGGCUCCAGCGGCCGUCUUCUUCUGCCUGCUCGCCGGCCUGCUCUUCGUCCUGAUUGGCCGGAUUGUUCAGCGGGACCAGAAAAAGGACAGAGUUCCUGAAACUUCGUUGUAGGAUCCAGUUUUUUUAUCCAGGCUGAAACUGUGAUUGACAGGAGGUCACUCAGCGAUGACCAAAAUCAAAAAUGUGGAUCCCUCCCCCCGGUGAAGAUAAUUGGAAUCCUUAAUUGGAGACUUGUCAUUGUAAAUAGUUUUUCUAAUCUAUUUAACAGAUCCCAUUGUGAUUAAUACCCCGAUACACUCGCUCUGGUUUGAUUAUAAUUGAUGAAUCAGUUUUGACAAAGAAGUGGCGGGCGUGCGGGUGCUGGGCCGCUGGUGUGCACGUUGAAGGAUUGAGUGGGAUGAGAGUGAGCGGAGCUGCCUGUCACCGGGACGUCAGGCUGAAGCACACUGGGUCACAGGGAUGGAGAUAAUAAUAAAUUAGACUGUCAUAAUCCAUUUUCUGACAGGAGGCCACUUCAGGGACGCCUCCUGGGGUGUGUAAGACACUCAGCGGUCACUAGAGGACAGUGUUGUCUCGGGAUAACGUUGGGAGCAGUUGUUGAAGUGUCCACGUCAGAUCAGGCCUGUGGACGAUAUAUGUGACAAGUGAUGGGGGGGGGUUUAAUUCUCCUGGCGAAUUAAAGACACCGACUUUUGUGUU
Molecule: messenger RNA, 1511 nt
Organism: Paralichthys olivaceus (Japanese flounder)
Lineage: Eukaryota; Metazoa; Chordata; Actinopteri; Pleuronectiformes; Paralichthyidae
Product: transmembrane protein 182-like
Cellular component (GO): membrane
Source: RefSeq, a predicted model, not a curated record